Molecule: messenger RNA, 6014 nt
Organism: Cuscuta campestris
Lineage: Eukaryota; Viridiplantae; Streptophyta; Magnoliopsida; Solanales; Convolvulaceae
Source: the annotation of a GenBank genome assembly
CCUAUGCCUUCUUCCUGAUCCAGCUCCCCCCUGGCACCAGAAGCCACCUGAAACCCUAGAACCGUAGCUUAAACCCAUGAAACACCAAAUACAAUUGCGAAACAAGCGUAAUUCUCCCCACUGCAAUUUAUUCUCAGUAUCGAAGUCCUGAAACCUCAGAUAUAGGACCUUUCCCGAAGAACAAUGUCUCUCCCACCCGUGGAGUGUGUUUACAUGACGGAAGACUCCAUAACAGAAUUAAAGAAUGGAAACUCAAACUUCAAAUUCUCUAACCCCGUGUCAAACCUUCGAUUCCUAUACGAGCUCUGCUGGGCAAUGGUCAGAGGUGACUUGCCAUUUCAGAAGUGUAAAGCUGCAUUGGAGUCUGCUGAAUCUAUUGGUUGUGUCUGUCAGGAUGAAAUUGGAUCCAACUUAGCUGAUAUUGUGACUCAAAUAGCUCAAGACCUCACUUUGUCUGGAGAAUAUCGUGCACGUCUUAUUAAGCUGGCCAAAUGGCUAUUGGAUUCUGCAUUAGUACCAUUGAGAUUUUUUCAUGAGCGAUGUGAGGAAGAAUUUUUAUGGGAAGCUGAAAUGAUCAAGAUAAAGGCUCCAGAUUUGAAAUCAAAAGAGGUGAGGGUAAACACCCGCCUUCUUUAUCAGCAGACCAAGUUUAACCUUCUUCGAGAAGAGAGUGAAGGCUAUGCUAAAUUGGUUACUUUACUUUGCCAGAUCCCCGAAGCUUCUAACCAAAAUGUUUCAGAUGCAACAGUUGGAAUAAUUAAGUCAUUAAUUGGACAUUUUGAUCUGGAUCCAAACAGAGUUUUUGACAUUGUUUUGGAGUUUUUUGAAUUUCGACCUAACAAUAGUGUAUUCUUGGACCUCAUUCCUAUAUUUCCAAAGUCUCAUGCCUCUCAAAUUCUUGGUCAUAAAUUUCAAUACUACCAGCGGAUGGACGUUCAUGAUCAUGUGCCAUAUGGUCUCUAUCAGCUUGCUGCGUUGCUGGUGAAAAAAGAUUUCAUUGAUGUCGAUAACAUAUAUGUGCAUUUACUUCCUAAGGAUGAGGAGGCGUUUAAGCAUUAUUCCACAUCCUUGGCAAAGAGACAUGAGGAGGCAAACAAGAUAGGAAGAAUAAAUCUUGCUGCAACUGGAAAAGAUCUCAUGGAUGAGGAAAAACAAGGAGAUGUUACGGUCGAUCUGUAUUCUGCUUUGGAUGCCGAAUUGGAUGCAGUCGCUGAAAGAUCCUCAGAACUUCAAGAUAGUCAACCUUUAGGUCUGCUCAUGGGGUUUCUUGCUGUAGAUGAUUGGCAUCAUGCUCAUAUGCUAUUUGAUCGCCUCUCACCUCUUAAUCCAGUGGAACAUAUGCAAAUAUGCAGUGGGUUGCUUAGGCUUAUUGAAAUAUCAGUUUUGCCGGGGUAUGGCCUACUUUGCAAAACUCAGAUUCUCAGUUCGGCUAUUGGAGCUGGUAGUAGCAUGAUAGAUGCAACUGAUUCAUCUGGCAGUAUCUCUUUCAUUGAUCUUCCAACAGAGCUUUUUGAGAUGCUUGCUACUGUUGGUCCUUAUCUUUAUCGAGAUGUUUCAUUACUGCAGAAGGUUUGCAGAGUGUUGAGGGGUUACUACAUAUGUGCACGUGAACUUGCCAACAGUGGUGGGGAUUUUAAUGCUCAAGAGGCAAUUACCGAAAACCGCACUCCUCGUACCCAUUUGAGGGAUGCUAGGUUAAGAAUUGAGGAAGCACUAGGGACGUGUCUACUUCCAUCCUUACAGUUGAUACCAGCAAAUCCUGCAGUUGGGCAAGAGAUAUGGGAACUACUUAGUCUCUUACCAUAUGAGGUUCGUUAUCGUCUAUAUGGUGAGUGGGAAAAAGAUGAUGAACAAUUUCCAAUGCUUUUCACUGCAAGGCAAACAGCUAAGUUGGAUACAAGAAGGGUUCUAAAGCGCCUUGCCAAAGAAAACUUUAAACAACUUGCUCGAAUGGUUGCUAAGCUAGCUCAUGCCAAUCCCAUGACAGUACUAAGGACGAUUGUUCAGCAGAUAGAGGCUUAUAGGGAUAUGAUUACCCCAGUUGUUGAUGCAUUUAAGUACUUGACGCAGCUGGAGUAUGAUAUUUUGGAGUAUGUUGUAAUUGAGCGCCUGGCACAAAGUGGACGUGAUAAGCUAAAAGAUGAUGGCAUAAAUUUGUCGGAUUGGCUCCAGUCUUUGGCAUCUUUUUGGGGGCAUCUGUGUAAAAAAUACCCAUCAAUGGAACUAAGAGGUCUUUUCCAGUAUCUUGUAAAUCAGCUGAAGAGAGGAAAUGGAAUUGAGCUUCUUUUUGUUCAGGAGCUUAUACAGCAAAUGGCCAAUGUUCAAUACACAGAGAACAUGACAGAAGACGAACUGGAUGCAAUGGCUGGAAGUGAAACCCUUCGAUAUCAAGCUACUUCAUAUGGGAUAACCAGGAACAAUAAGGCAUUGAUCAAAUCCACCAAUAGGCUGAGAGAUGCUUUGCUUUCAAAAGAAGAACCAAAGUUGGCAAUUCCUCUUUUGUUACUCAUUGCUCAACACCGUUCUGUGGUUGUCAUAAGUGUUGAUGUUCCUUAUAUCAAAAUGGUCAGUGAACAAUUUGAUAGGUGCCAUGGUACUCUUCUCCAGUAUGUGGAGUUUUUGUCUAGUGCAGUUACCCCAGCAACUAGCUAUGCUCUACUUGUUCCAACUCUGGAUGACCUUUUACGCCUUUAUCAUCUUGAACCUGAGGUUGCAUUUUUAAUUUAUCGGCCAGUUAUGAGGCUCUUUCGAUCUCAGAACAGUCCAGAUUCGUUUUGGCCAUUAGACUAUGACGAAGCAAUGAGUGAUGUGAUGCCUGGAACGGAACCUGAAACAAUGCGUGGCUCUACAAAAAUGGUUCUGGAUCUUGGCUCCUCUCGCAAGCCUAUCUUCUGGGAAGACCUACUUGAUACAAUCAAAACAAUGUUACCUUCAAAAGCAUGGAAUAGUUUGUCUACAGACCUGUAUGCUACAUUUUGGGGUCUUUGUCUUUAUGAUCUCUAUGUCCCUAGAAAUCGUUAUGAUUCUGAAAUCGCUAAGCAACAUGUUGCUCUUAAAGCACUCGAAGAAUUAUCUGAUAAUUCUAGUUCUGCAAUCACCAAGAGGAAGAAAGAUAAAGAAAGAAUUCAAGAGUCUCUUGACCGUCUGACGUUGGAACUCCAUAAACAUGAAGAACAUGUUGCAUCUGUCCAUAGACGUCUAGCCCGUGAAAAGGACAAGUGGUUGAGUUCCUGCCCUGAUACAUUAAAAAUCAAUAUGGAAUUUCUUCAGCGGUGCAUCUUUCCACGUUGUACUUUCAGUAUGCCUGAUGCGGUAUACUGUGCUCUGUUUGUAAACACUCUUCAUUCACUCGGAACACCUUUUUUUAACACCGUUAACCACAUAGAUGUGUUGAUAUGCAAAACACUACAACCUAUGAUUUGUUGUUGCACUGAGUAUGAAGUGGGUCGUCUAGGAAGGUUCUUGUAUGAAACUUUGAAGACAGCCUAUUAUUGGAAGGGUGACGAAGCAAUAUAUGAACGUGAAUGUGGGAAUAUGCCAGGGUUUGCCGUUUACUACAGAUUCCCAAACAGCCAGCGUGUCACAUAUAGCCAAUUCAUCAAGGUACAUUGGAAAUGGAGCCAAAGGAUCACGAGGUUGUUGAUACAAUGUUUGGAGUCAACUGAGUACAUGGAAAUUCGGAAUGCCCUAAUUUUGUUGACAAAAAUAUCCAAUGUCUUCCCUGUAACUCGUAAGAGUGGGAUUAAUCUUGAGAAACGGGUUGGUAAAAUUAAAAGUGAGGAAAGGGAGGAUCUUAAGGUGUUGGCAACAGGCGUUGGUUCAGCUUUAGCUGCUAGGAAGCCCUUGUGGGUUUCAGAUGAGGAAUUUGGAAUGGGUUAUCUUGAACUGAAGCCAGCUCCAGGACUGACUCAAAAGUCUGCAGCUGCAAAUCAAUCUGCUUUACAGAAUGGAGCCUUGAACAAUGUCUCUCAGGGAGAGCAUGUUGGGGGCCGAAAUGCUGCUGUGGGGAAGAUGGGCGAUGGGAAGCUAGACAGAGCAGAGAGUUCUUUGCAAAAAUCUGAUCUUGUCCAUGCUAAAAACAUUUUUGUUUCUUCUAAUGGCCCUGACAAUACAUCUUCAAGGCCAUCAACUGCUGUCCAAUCGGGCACAUCUAGGCCUGCAGAGAAUCUGAAACUUAUGGAUGACUUCGCAAAUGAGCCGCUUGGAGAAAGCAACAUAAAAGCGGUUUCCAAGACUUCUGCCAUCCAGGAGGUAAGAGCGACUACGAAGCGUGCUAUUCCAUCUGGAUCACAAACAAUGCAGCUAAAACUGGACCUUCCCAAAGAUGAUAGAUCUGGUAAAGAUCUUCAUCCAUCUGACAAUAGGUCGGGUGGAGUUGCCUCUGCAAUUUCAGGCAAUAAUAACUUGGGUUUAACAAAAACUGGAUCCUUUAGCACUUCAUCUUCACGAUCUAUAACUCAUGGAAAUGAAACAAAAGCUGAGAUUGUCGGUGCAAAGUCAUCUGAGACUAGGCAAACAACUGGAAAAGAUGAUGAAACCGAAUCUUCUGAAAUCUAUGCCCAAUCUUCGCGUACGUUACAUUCUCCUCGACAGGAUCUUUCCAAGCCUGCUGAUCGGAAGAGAACAAGUCCCACUGAAGAAGUUGAUAGACUAAACAAACGACGUAAAGGUGAGGUCGAUCCAAAAGAAAUAGAUGGUAGCGAGGUAAGAGAAAGGGUAAUCAAUACUCGAGCUGUUGAUAAACUUAAUUCUGUAGAUUAUGAUAGAGCAGUAUUAGAAGACCAAAGUACAAGCAGACAUACUGAAAAGUCUACUGAUAGAUCAAAAGAUAAGGGUACUGAGAGACAUGAGAGGGAUCAUCGAGAGCGAUUGGAGCGGCCCGAAAAAUCCCGUGGAGAUGAUAUGCUUUCUGAGAAGUCCAGGGAUAGAUCAACAGAAAGAUACAUUCGGGAGCGAUCUGUGGAAAAAGUUCUUGAGAGAGGCAUAGAUAGAAACUUUGAUAGGCUAGGAAAAGAUGAUAGAAGCAAGCUGCGUCAUUGUGAAGUUUCUACAGAAAAAUCGUAUGUGGACGAACGAUUUCAUAAUCAAAGCUUACCUCCACCCCCACCCUUGCCACCUCAUUUGGUUCCCCAAUCCAUUAAUGCUGGUAAGAGAGAUGAAGAUUUGGAUAGGCGUGUGGGAUCUUCAAGGCAUGGCCAACGGCUCUCUCCUAGGCAUGACGAGAGAGAGAGGAGGCGUUCCGAAGAGAAUAUUUUGCUACUUCAGGAUGAUGUGAAACGUAGAAGAGAUGAUGAUUUUCGAGACAGAAAGCGGGAAGAAAGAGAUGGGCUUCCAAUGAAGGUGGAGGAGAGGGAGAGAGAACGAGAGAAACAAAACCUUUUGAAGGAGGACAUUGAUGUCAAUGCUGCAUCCAAGAGACGGAAAUUAAAAAGAGAGCAUUUAUCAUCAGAAUCUGGUGAAUUUUCACAAUCAUCUCUUGUUCCUCCUCUUCCGAUUAAUAAUAUCUCACAAUCCUAUGAUGGAAGAGAGAGGGGAGAUCGUAAAUCAGUCAUGAUCCAACGUCCUGGAUACUUAGAGGAACAAGGUCCGAGAAUUCAUGGAAAAGAUUCAACUAGCAAAUCAACCCGUCGUGAUGCUGAUCCACUAUAUGAUAGAGAGUGGGAUGAUGAUAAAAGACAAAGAGGGGCUGAGCCAAAAAGGCGCCACCGCAAGUAAUGGAGUUGUGUCUGCUCUUAGUAAAGAAGGUGCUACACCCUGAGUUUUAGUUGAUGGAAGCAUUGCUUGGGGAAGGCUGCAGAGAGGACAUCUUGUUUGAAUAUCCCAUUUGUGAGUCUGUGACCUUUAUAGAGUGUGUGUGUGUGUUUUUUUUUUUUCUGCUAUCCUUGAGUGCCGUAGAACCUUGGUAAUUAGACUUGUUCUUCGCAUAACCCGGAAUAGUGAGGAGACAUAAUAUAGAUGACAAAUAUGUGGAACGCAAUCCUGGUUAAUGCUCUUAAUAACAUCAGUUAAUGUGC